This is a messenger RNA of Seminavis robusta, 1353 nucleotides long. Lineage: Eukaryota; Bacillariophyta; Bacillariophyceae; Naviculales; Naviculaceae. The record is from the annotation of a GenBank genome assembly.
AUGACAUCCUCUACAGCAACAGUGGACAACACAACAGAAGGGCUUGGUUCAGAAGAUUUUGGUCCUCUGGGUGAUCCUCUUGUCCGAGAGUCUGAAUUGACGGAGAAUUCCACCUACUAUGAGGCUCUCGUGGCUCUCCCUUCAGAUGAGACUAUGAACCAAAUGUGGCUCAUUUGGAGCGUUCUCCUCCUUGCCAUUGGCAUCUAUUCAGCAAUCAUCUUUCUCCCCGUUGCAUUCACCAAGAAAGUUCGGACAAAACCCUUCAACCUGUACCUGAUAUUUCUCAUGAUCCCCGACACAACUGGCACUCUGUUGUGUGGAGCCAAUUGUCUGGCCAACUAUCUGGCUGGAGAGUUUGCUGGUGGUGCAGCCACCUGCUACUUCCAAUCCUUCUACCUGAUCUCGUGGAUUUCCAUCAAUGCUUGGCUGAAUGCUUUAAUCACAAGGAAGCUGCUUGCCAUGCUUCAAUCCAGCAACCACUUUAUCAGGUACCAGCCACCCACUCUCUUACAAGUCACAAAGGAAUGCCUGCUGGUCUAUCUAUGGUGCUUUUUUGUGGCAAGUUGGGGUAUCUAUGGAGCGGCUUGGGAGUGGUGGCCUCACCAUACAAUCUUUCGACUCGCAUGUAUCCCAGGACCUGUCGAUGAUACCAGUAUGGUCUUUUUCUAUGUUGUCUACUUCCCCUGUCUGGUUGGCAUACCCUUCUGCUAUGUACUCUAUGCCUCAUUCCGAAUCUGGAGAGAGGGACUACUGCCACCACCUGGACGACGACGAACUCUAGCAAUCUACUUUUUCCGCCUGGCGUUCGUCUUUAUUGUCAUGUGGGUUCCAAGCAUUAUUCUGAUGUUUGUCACUCCAGCUUUUACCAACCCAUGGGUGGAACAUGUGGGUGGUACCUGGUCACAUUUGCAAGUGUUUGUUUCCUCUUCAGUCAGUCUCAUGAAACCAGAUAUCUGGGAAGCAUUCAUUGACUUCUAUACCAAAUGCACCCUGCUUCGGAAAGAAGAAGUGGACCAGGAUAUGCCACCUUCUUCCUGGAUAAGUACAGUACCAAUACCAGGAUUCUCUGAUGCUUCAACUCACUCACAUGUUCGGCCAUUUGGGGUCACAAAGAAGCCACUAACUCUUGAGGAAGAAAUACACAGUUUAGAACUAAUAAAGUUUCAAUUGGAGUCAGAGUCCAAACGGAAGCCAUCGUCAAUACCCAUGAUGGACUAUCGUGUAGGAAAUGAUGAAGAAGAGGAUGACGAAGAUCCAUAUAAAGAGGCCUGCAGGGCAGAUUGUGGUGUCAACAAAGGCAACAAUGAUCAUGCUAGUGACAUUGAAUCCUUGGGCAGUUUUGCAAAUGAAUGA